Messenger RNA from Paramuricea clavata, 1503 nucleotides. NCBI's taxonomy places the organism in Eukaryota, Metazoa, Cnidaria, Anthozoa, Malacalcyonacea, Plexauridae. The record is from the annotation of a GenBank genome assembly.
AUGAUGCAAUUUAUCAGAAGACCUGCUGAGUAUCACAAAUCGAGAUUCACAAUGAUGGCGGAGGCAAAAGUAAAAUCAGAAUAUGUUGUGUCGGACCCCAAAAAUGGGGCUGGCCCCAGACGAAAGUCGUCGACAACUCCACAAAGCAAGGACGAUCAGUCGUGGAGACAGGAUAUGCUCAUGGCAUUGCAAAACAGUGCUAAUCCUGAACCAAUUCGUGUUGCGUGCAUGAAAAGCAAUGUUAAUGGCCCUGCUCAUUUUGGAGAAGUAUUUCAUGGUACUUUAUCACGAGACGAAGUCACAGAGUUACUAUCUGGUGGAAAUGGACGAUAUCUGGUUCGAGAAAGCAACAGUUCACCAGGUGAUCACAUACUGUCAUUUAGUACUGGCGGGAAUAUAUUGCACUAUAAGUUGUUCUAUGAUGCUGAUACAGCGAAGUAUCACACUGAGUCUGACGAAAAGACUUAUAAUACACUUACUGAUCUGAUGGUGGACAUUUUGAACAUGCUGCGAGUCAUCCAUCAGUAUGGGAGUCAGAUAAAUGGAACUCCUAAUGAUCUGAAAGUGGACAAGGCAAGAAAAGGGAAGCGUCCAUCAUUCACAAAGCCACAUAGUUUUCGAAUUCAUCAAUACAUGCAUCCAAAGUGGUGUGAUAUUUGCCAUGCAUUCAUGUGGGGCUUAAUGCAUCAGGGCAUGAAAUGUCAAGACUGUGGAUUGAAUGUCCAUAAACAUUGUGUCAAAGAUGUUGAGACUAACUGUGGCACUUGCACUGUUGAAAUGAGAAACAGACCAGAGCCCAAGGGCAAACGUCGUGGCCGACUGUCAAGUGACCAGGGCCGACCUGAUGAACUGUAUUCAUUACUCGAAGAGCACAUUGCAUGUGGCUACCAACUAGACUGUCUGAAAUAUUUGUCAAGUCUUAGACAACCAGUGACAAAGUUUGACUUACAGACACUGAUGAAUCCAUGUUAUUGUGACAACUGUUGUCACUUGAAAGAUUUGGACACCCCUCUGUGUAAAACAGGCUCCCCCGCUCAAGCUUAUUCAUUGCCACUGGGUUGGUGUCGAUUCCGACUGAACAUAGUACCAAAGGACACUUUAGACGAAGUCACCACAUGGAAUGUUGCAUAUUAUUCACCUCCAGCAGAAAUGCUAUCAAGCAUUCUUGAGAAAGGUUUGGGCGACAAAUCUGAUUCUUCGUGUCUCGACGGCAAGGUGUUUGUGAAGCUUACACCGUCGAUAAUUUGUGCAGACCUUGAUUCACCCGAGAUUGAGUACCAAGACUCGGACGUGGAUGAACUUAAGGUAGCAAAGAUUGCUUUACAAGUUUAUGUCAAACCUGGAUCAUUUCAAACCAUGGGACGAGCAGGAGGCUCACCAACUGAAGAGAUUGAUCCGUAUUUUCAAAGUAAGGAUAUUUACUGGGUUGUACGAGAGCAUGAAGCUGUUAUUCCAUUUGGUGUUUUGAUUAAGAGAAUGAGAACAACCCAUAAGAAGUCGUAA